This is a messenger RNA of Zerene cesonia (dogface butterfly), 2742 nucleotides long. Its product is annotated as BUB3-interacting and GLEBS motif-containing protein ZNF207-like. Bases 149 to 1336 code for a protein of 395 amino acids. Gene Ontology annotation, molecular function: DNA binding. The transcript has 9 exons. Gene Ontology annotation, cellular component: nucleus. The record is from RefSeq and is a predicted model, not a curated record. NCBI's taxonomy places the organism in Eukaryota, Metazoa, Arthropoda, Insecta, Lepidoptera, Pieridae.
UCGUAUUGUCGUUGCGUAUAUUUUUACAUUUAUUUAAUCAUUUGGUAAUAGAUUUAAAUAAUCCAAAAACGUUUUGAAUUGUUAAGUGUACGGUGUAUCUUAUUUCAUUAAUUUAAGUUUAUAACAGUUCGUGUAAUUUUUAAUUAAAAUGGGUAGAAAGAAGAAGAAGGCCUCUAAACCUUGGUGCUGGUAUUGCAAUAGGGAAUUUGACGACGAAAAAAUUUUAAUACAACAUCAAAAAGCGAAACAUUUUAAAUGCCACAUAUGCCACAAAAAACUGUAUACGGGACCAGGGCUCUCGAUUCACUGCAUGCAGGUUCACAAAGAAGCUAUAGACAAAGUUCCAAAUUCAUUACCAAAUAGGUCAAAUAUAGAAAUUGAAAUCUAUGGUAUGGAAGGUAUACCCCCUGAAGAUAUAAAGGAGCAUGAAAGGCAGAAAACAGGUGGUGGCAAGGUGUCAGACAGUGAUGAUGAUGAACCAGCCGCUAAGAAGAAGGCAACAUCAGCACUGCUGGGUCCAGGACCAUCAAAUGUCACACAGGGGAUCUUACCGACCCCCAUGGGUCCUGUUCCGCCAGGAAUGUAUCCUGGUCACAUGGCUAUGAAUCAUAUGAUACCACAUUUUAUGCAAGCACCUAGAAUGAUGAUGCCUGGCAUGAGGCCGCUCUUCCCAGCUGUCAGUGUUCCUGUAUCCACACCUAGUAAACCUACCUUCCCUGCAUACAGCAAUGCCACAAUAAGCGCACCGCCAACCACAUCGACAAGCAGUAGCGAUCCCAAAGAGAACGGAGAUGUGAAACCACCACCGGCCAACUCCUGUCCGCUAGUCACAGCCACCGGAGCUGGUUCCAAGAUCAUCCAUCCCCCAGAAGACGUGUCCCUCGAGGAGAUCAGGGCGAGAAACAUGAAGUACCGGCCGCGACCUAAACCGGACCAGCCUAGUACCCCUGUCUCCGCUCCCACCAUGAUCACACCAAGCACCAGUCAGGCUGAGGUGCAGCACACCCUGCAGGUGGCGGCGCACAUGUCGGCGGCCGUGGCGGCGGCGCGCCAGCAGGCGCUGCGCCGGCCCGUGCUGCCCGCCGGCGUGCCCGUGCCCGGCAUGGGCGGCAUGGGCGGCAUGGGGGGCAUGGGCGGCAUGGUGGGCAUGCUCGGCCAGGUGCGCGUGCCCGUGCCCGUGUCGAUGCCGCUGCCCGUGCUGCCCGUCAUGCCGCAGUUCAACCUCGUGCGCCCGCUGCAGCCCGGGAUGCUGCUCCCGGGCGGGAUGAUGCCGAUGGGCGCCAUGUUCCCGGGCGGCGUGCCCGGCCUGCCCAUGAUGCAGCCGCGCUAUCGGUAGCUGAGGAGUUAGGCUAAACCACCGUCACUAGUCUCGCCCGCCGCUCAGGUAGGCGCUCCGCCGACGUGUCGCCGGUGGCCUUGGGGCUCUUUCGGUUCGCGCCCGGCUGUCUCUCGGCUCUCGCCAGCCGACUGACUGAUUACGUAACGUUGACGUCUUGUCGGAAGGUCCUCUAGAAGUUUCGACAAGAUUUUGGACGCUUUGAUUUUAUACUAAAUGAAUAAUAUAAUGCAAUAAGAUUUCUAUAAAUAGGUGAUGCGAAAUUGAUUGAUCGAUAAUUAUUUAAAUACGAGGGUAGAAUGGAAAAAGUCCCAACGGUUAGUGGCGCACGGAAUUCCGCUAGUGAUUCAGUCGGUGUGGUUAAGCGGGGCAAGGUAAGGCCGGCGCAGGAUGGGUACCCACUGGCAAGAGUAAGUGCGGCGCGCGGGACAGGUGACGAGAGUCGCCCGCUGCGAAAGCGCCGACAUUGAAACAGUCUUGUGGCGGCAUCUUGUGCGAUCCAAAUACAAGGAUGUUGUACAAAAACAUGUAAUACAGCUUGUAUUAUAAUAUUUGAAUAUAUAUAUUCCAAAGCAAAUAACAGUCGACUAAAACACUAACCUUUAAAAGUUAUAAGCCAAGUUAUUCUUAAAUAGUAAAUUGUAUUCGUCUACAUGUCCAUAGCCCUCAGUCGAAGUGAUUCUUUUUAUUUGGAACGCAUAUGAAUACCGUAGACUACACCGGGCACAGUUUGAGACGCUUGUACGUUUAUGUAAAAUAAUUGUAUGAUCUCGGGCAGCUGGGGGUGUGAGUCUGGGGUUCGCGCGCCAUUCGCCCGCGGUGGGAUUCUGUACAAUGUUUCAACUGUUUCGUAUGUCUGUGCGUUGUGUUACGGGUUGGGCCGGCAGUUCCCUGUGCGGCGACGCUACACUAACUAGGAAAUGUUUUUUUUUUUUCCAACAAUGAGGAUACUCGUUGAUCUCAGGACUUAAUUUUUCCAUCACAAAUAAACUACGUUUAUUUUAGUUUAAAUAGUGUAUAUAACGCUUUUUUGUAGUAAAUUUAGCCUUCGUAAAGUGAGGGUAGUCGUGUUUUUCAUGGCGCGACUGUGUUAGUGAAGCGACGCGACACAGGCGACUCGGACAAUGUCACAACUGUAGUUGUUGGAUUGGCGGCCCCCUGUCCCCUAGCUAUAAUUAUAUUAUAUUAUUGAUUAAUAAAGUAACCUCCCGCGCCAUGCUGACGGGCGUCGUAGUUAAACUUUAAUUUACGGUUAAGAAGUGUGUAAGAGUAACGGAAAUGUUAUUAAUUAAUGUUAUAUAUUUGCCUUAACGAUUUUUUUUCUUAAGAGUUUCCACAAGUUGUGACGUUUGCUCUACUCUUGUAGAAUUUUGACCGUUUUACUCAAUAAAAUGCUCUCAUGGAAA